GGCGCCCGGCGGUGCCGCCGCCGUACUCGGACAGGAAGCGCCGCGCCACGGCCCGCACCGAGCCCGCCAUGGCCGCCGCCGCCACUGCGCACGCGCCGCGCCGCCCUCCCGCACCGCGCGUGCGCGCGCCGACGUAGCGUGCCUCAGUUUCCCGUCCUGGGCUGCGAGGAAACACCGAGCUGGUCCAGCACUGCGUGAGCAUCUCACACACAGCAGCACUCCUCAGGAGAACAGGGCAAUAUGGAGCCAGCAGAGGAGCAAGAUGCAGGAAACCACACCCUGCUGACUGGAUUUGUCCUCUCUGGAAUGUCCAGCCGCCCAGAGCUUCAGCACCUGCUGUUCUUCACAAUCUGCUUCGUUUACAGCAUGACUCUCAUCGGGAACCUCCUCAUCUGCAUGGUCACCGUGCACCCCGCCCUCCACAUGCCCAUGUACUUCUUCCUCCGCGUCCUGUCCUUCCUGGACAUUUCCACAGCCUCAGUCGUUGUCCCCAAGAUGCUGGCGAGCCUUGUGUCAGAGGACAGGAGCAUCUCCUACCUGGGCUGUGUCACGCAGCUCUACUGCGUGGUUUUCCUGGCGGCCACCGAGUGGUACCUGCUGGCAGCCAUGGCCUACGACCGCUACGUGGCCGUGUGCAGCCCCCUGCGCUACCCGGCCAUCAUGAACACCAGAGCCUGCCUCGCCCUGGUGCUGCUCUCCUGCUGCAGUGGCCAGGUCGUGUCGGUGGUGCAGACGGCCUGGGUGUUCACCCUGUCCCUGUGCGGGCCCAGGAGGAUCAACUACUUCUUCUGUGACAUUCCCCCGCUGCUGGUGCUCGCCUGCACGGACACGUCGCGCUACGAGAAGCAGCUCAUCUCCGCCACGGCGCUCGUCAUCUUCACGCCCUUCUGCCUCAUCCUGCUGUCCUACAGCUGCAUCAUCUCCAGCAUCCUCAAGAUUUCCUCUGCAGAGGGCAGGCACAAGACCUUCUCCACCUGCUCCUCACACCUCACCGUUGUAACGUUGUACUGUGCGAGUGGGACCUUGAUUUACUUGCAGCCGAAAUCCAGUAGUUCACAAGACACGAAGAAAAUCCUUGCUCUCAUAUACACAACUGUAGUUCCCACAUUAAACCCCCUGAUUUACAGCCUGAGGAAUAAAGAGGUGAAAGAAGUACUAAUCAGAGUGAUGGCAGUGUUGAUGAAGAAAUAAAG
Prinia subflava (tawny-flanked prinia) is the source of this 1193-nucleotide messenger RNA. Its product is annotated as olfactory receptor 10A5-like. Gene Ontology annotation, cellular component: membrane. The record is from RefSeq and is a predicted model, not a curated record. Bases 241 to 1191 code for a protein of 316 amino acids. NCBI's taxonomy places the organism in Eukaryota, Metazoa, Chordata, Aves, Passeriformes, Cisticolidae. Gene Ontology annotation, biological process: G protein-coupled receptor signaling pathway. The transcript is spliced from 3 exons. Gene Ontology annotation, molecular function: olfactory receptor activity; G protein-coupled receptor activity.